This is a messenger RNA of Nyctereutes procyonoides (raccoon dog), 1584 nucleotides long. It is a transcript of the gene RAG2, whose product is annotated as recombination activating 2. Gene Ontology annotation, cellular component: DNA recombinase complex; nucleus. Gene Ontology annotation, biological process: V(D)J recombination. NCBI's taxonomy places the organism in Eukaryota, Metazoa, Chordata, Mammalia, Carnivora, Canidae. Bases 1 to 1584 code for a protein of 527 amino acids. The transcript has a single exon. Gene Ontology annotation, molecular function: sequence-specific DNA binding; protein binding. The record is from RefSeq and is a predicted model, not a curated record.
AUGUCACUACAGAUGGUAACAGUCAGUAAUAACGUGGCCUUAAUUCAACCAGGCUUCUCACUGAUGAACUUUGAUGGGCAAGUUUUCUUCUUUGGCCAGAAAGGCUGGCCGAAGAGGUCUUGCCCCACUGGAGUUUUCCACUUUGAUGUAAAGCAUAACCAUCUCAAACUGAAGCCUGCAGUUUUCUCCAAGGAUUCCUGCUACCUUCCUCCUCUUCGUUACCCGGCCACUUGCAUAUUCAGAGGCAGCUUAGAAUCUGGAAAGCAUGAGUACAUCAUCCAUGGAGGGAAAACACCAAACAACGAGCUUUCAGAUAAGAUUUACGUCAUGUCUGUUGUUGGCAAGAACAACAAAAAGGUGACCUUUCGCUGCACCGAGAAAGACCUGGAAGGAGAUGUUCCUGAAGCCAGAUAUGGUCAUUCCAUUGACAUGGUGUAUAGUCAAGGGAGAAGCAUGGGAGUUCUCUUUGGAGGACGGUCUUACAUUCCUGCUGCCCAAAGAACCACGGAAAAAUGGAAUAGCGUAGCUGACUGUCUGCCCCAUAUCUUCUUGGUGGAUUUUGAAUUUGGGUGCUCUACAUCAUACCUACUUCCAGAACUUCAGGAUGGGCUAUCUUUUCACGUCUCCAUUGCCAGAAAUGAUACCAUUUAUAUCUUAGGAGGGCAUUCACUUGCCAAUAACAUCCGCCCUGCCAACCUAUACAGAAUAAAAGUUGAUCUCCCACUGGGUAGCCCCGCUGUGAGUUGCACAGUUUUGCCAGGAGGGAUCUCCGUCUCCAGCGCAAUCCUGACUCAAACAAAGAGUGAUGAAUUUGUUAUCGUUGGUGGCUAUCAGCUUGAAAAUCAAAAGAGGUUGGUCUGCAACACGGUGUCUUUCGAGGGCGAUAAGAUAGAAAUUCAUGAGAUGGAGACUCCAGAUUGGACCCCAGAUAUUAAGCACAGCAAGAUCUGGUUUGGGAGCAACAUGGGAAAUGGAACUGUCUUCCUUGGAAUACCAGGAGACAAUAAACAGGCUACUUCAGAAGCUUUCUAUUUCUAUAUGUUGAAAUGUGUUGAAGAUGAUGCGAAUGAAGAUCAGAAAACACUCGCAGAUAGUCAGACAUCAACAGAAGAUCCAGGGGACUCCACUCCCUUUGAAGACUCAGAAGAGUUUUGUUUCAGCGCAGAAGCAAAUAGUUUCGAUGGUGAUGAUGCAUUUGACACCUAUAAUGAAGACGAUGAGGAAGAUGAGUCGGAGACAGGCUACUGGAUUACAUGCUGCCCUACUUGCGAUGUGGAUGUCAACACUUGGGUACCAUUUUAUUCAACGGAGCUCAACAAACCUGCCAUGAUCUACUGCUCUCAUGGAGAUGGGCACUGGGUCCAUGCCCAGUGCAUGGAUCUAGCAGAACACACGCUCAUCCAUCUGUCGGAAGGAAGCAACAAGUAUUACUGCAAUGAGCAUGUGAAGAUAGCAAGAGCACUGCAAACCCCCAAAAGAGCCCCACCCUUAAAAAAGCCUCCACUGAAAUCCCUCCACAAAAAAGGUCCUGGGAAAAUUUUGACCCCCGCCAAGAAAUCCUUUCUUAGAAGGCUAUUUGAUUAG